CAAAAUUAAUAUAGUAGAAAAAAAUGACUUCAGAGUUAAGAGACAGGUUCAGAUUAUGACUGCACUGUUUUAGUUAUUUGCAGAGGUCAAAUAGCUUCCUAGAACUUCAGGUUUUCAUCUAUAAAGUAGGAGUUAAACUAAUUCUACUUCACAGGGUUGUUGUGAGGAGUAAACAAAUAACUCAUAAAAGCACCAGCAGAAGAGUUGGCCUUUAGUAAAACUUAUCAAUGAGUGUUUUUUGAAUCUGGUAAAAAGAAAAAAGAAAAGAAGAAGUUGUAGAACACAAGUUUGUAUGGGUUAAAGUCUGAAAGCAAAAGUGGGAAUGUUCCAGUUCAUUUAUUUAUUUUCUUUGUUUCUGUAUGCCUAGAGGGAAAUAAGUUUGGCUUGUUUCCUGUGCCAGAUUUCUAAAGGGAGGAGUAAAGAAUCCAGUCCUACCAUGGUGCAGCAGUACAUAAUCACACAUAGUAACUUGGUGUGGAGUUUGUUUUGGUUAUUGAAAUGACAAUUAUUCCUAGGAAACAGGAAAGAAUGGUUUCUUAUUGCUCCACAGCCACUAAACUAAAAGCCUGUCUUUGCUCACAGACCCUCUGCUUGCAGGGUGGCUGACUUUUUAGAGGGUGGAGCAAAAGAUUUGUUUCCUGCUUGGGGCAUUCUAUGGUCAGUGUACAAGGGUUGCUGUAGCAACCCCACAGCUGUGCUCUACUUAGCAGAACCGUGGUAUGUUUUCAUUGAUUUUGUUCACUUAAGUGAAAAACAGAGUUGUUUGUUUUCUGUUUAAUUAGAAAUUGAAAAAAAUGGAAUUUGAACUUUCUAGCCAAGGCAGGUCUCAACUUUGAUAAAACUGUGACACUAGAUGUUCCACUGUUUGAAGCAUCAGGGAUACGGAAAAAGAGCAAAUGCAAAACAUGGAUGAAAUUUAUAAGAUCACUUCCACAGAGAGGACCCAGCUAUUGGAGAAGGAACUGGCGGUGCAAUUGAGUGAACUGAAGUCUGAAAUAGAAGAACAAGAGAUCCUUCAGGGAGCAGCUCAUCGAGCUUACAGCUCUGUUCAAAUACCAAAGGACAUCUCUUACUUUAGAAGAGAAAGGGAACUGGCACUGAAGAAAACCUUACAGGUGGCUGAGCCGAAGCCCCUUGUUAUUCAGGCAGAUGUCCUGCAGAGGGAGCUAGAGAGCUGCCUAAGAAGAGAGUACACACCUGAAAAUUUGCCUUUGCUUCUGCUGCAGUAUUACACAGAGAGAAUUACCCAGUUGGCCCAGUGUAAAUAUUUACACAUGGCUAGGUGGAAGAGGUUUUGCCAGCACAGUAAGACCAUGGAGCAACUUUAUCCUCUUUACAAGAAACGAGUUGGCUACAUUAUGCAGGAAUACAGUGAUGCUGUCCAGAGAGCUGAAAGAUUAUCCAUUGCUCGAGAAAACUUCCUUAUGGGAAAAAAGAAUCCUCCUAACUUAGUGAUGCUGGAAGAUGUGACAAUUUACACAAGGUGGUUAGUGUGUCACCUACACUCUUUCAGGACUGUUCACCACUAUCUGCAGGCCCUCCAGUAUUUGCCCAUCUCCAACAUGCUGAGUCCAGCUGACAACCAAGACCCCGAGGCUGGUCAGGAAAAUGACAAGGUCUGUGUCAAUGACAUGGAUCCCAACAUCCAGGGUCCUGCAUCUUCUGGCCUGGUGGAUACUAGCAUUUCAGGGCCAAUGAGAACAGAUGCUGAUUUCAUCCUGCCCCAACACACAACAGAAACAGGAGAACUGAAACCUCAGCUGAGGCUCCUGCUGUCACACUUCCAUAUCCCAUACGACCUGCAGGAGCUAAGGAACUCUGCUAAGGAAAUGGAACUUUUUUCCUUGGUUUUCCAAAAAUUUCAAAGCAUCUUCACAGAGCAACAGAGAAUGCAGAUGUUUCCAGACUACGAGGCUGGAAUAGCUAAAGCAGAGAAUUUGUCAGGACCACCUAUAGCCCUGAAAAAGAGAGCCAACUGGAUCUCCUUUAUAAAGAUCAAACCAAAAUGUGAUCCUUGGCAGAAGAAGAUGUUGACCAAACUAAAAGAAAGGAGAAGAAUAGAUGUAUUAAUGCAACUCCAAGCAAAGUUUUUGAAGAUCUCUAACCCCAAGCGAGUAAUGCAAGUACUCCAGGACCAUGCUGCCAAGAUAAUCAUGCUAUCUCCGCACCAUCCGUCUUUCAUGUCUUCCCAGAGUUCGCCUCAGUGCAACUAUGACCAGAUCUGGGAGAACAUUUAUAGCAAUGUCAACCUCUACCAGAAUGCAAAUAUGAAGGAGAAUGACCUUUCAGUGGAACAAAAUGAAAAUGUGCUAACACGAAUAAGUCUCAGUCAAUGUGCUGAUGGGCCUCUCAAGCAGAAAAAUGAGACAGGGUACAACUAUGCAAUGGCCCUACAAGUGCUGGGCUUGGAUGAUGAAGCCGAGCUCAGUGAUGGGAACCCUGUCUCGAUGAAAGGGGCCUACUUGUCCUUUCUGUGUCUGCGCCACCUGCGAAUCAGGUCGCUGCAGCGUACCUGCUUGGGAAUUCUGAACUAUUUCAGAUCUGUCGAGCGAACUUUGACAAUCAAUACUUCAGGCCUUACCUUGGUUUCAGGGAAACUGGUCCCCACCAUGGAAGAUAGUUCUUGGGUCAAUGUGACACGAGGAGGCUUGGGCACCUCACAAGGCCUGGGAACUCACCACUAUGUCCAUGGGACAUCUGCUGAGCACAAGGUCCACAGUGUUCAGUUCAUGGAGUUCUCCGAAGUGGAGUAUGAGGAUUACUAUUACAGCACAGAAGACGGCAGUAUCCACACCCGGGACCAGCAAGGGGUGCAUAUUAUGUACGAUGAAGCCUUAAGGGAUCUGGAGGAACUCGAGGCAGAGCUGCUGCUCGUGGCCAGCCAUUACAUUGAGAAAGAAAAAGGUCACAAAGAGGGCAGCAAGUCAAAGAGUGGCCAGGAUUGGAGAUGGACCCAUGCAAGUGUGGACAGAUUUGCUGUUCUGUAUGACAUAUGGACAUGGGAAGCAGCUCUCCUAGAAAACAAAUGUCAGCUUCUUGAUAGUUACUUUGAAGCCUACCAGCACACGUUGGACCCUGAGGAAAGGUUUGCCUUAGCACAAGCGAUGACUGACAUUAUGCAUCGGCGCCCCAAAUUUGAUCUUGGCCACCCUUAUUUCAUUAAGGCCUACCAAGACGAAUGCACCUGCCUGAGGCUUCACCUGCAGCUAAUAAAGGGCAUCCUCAACCGUCAGAUGGAGUGCCAGCGGGAGUAUGUCCAGAGGCUCUGGCGAGAUGAUCAUCCAGAUGAUCGCAAAAAAUUCGGACUUCCCCUUAACAUCAUUUGUAAGCAACUUAUUUCCAUCAACAACAGCUGCCCAGAUUUGAAAAACGUUUAUUUGUUGGAGUUCCACCCUUCCCUCGGCCUGGCAGGGUUGGUCCCCAAAGCCCUGGAGCACCUGUUCAGUGAGGCCUGCCGCACCUGCAGGCCCACAUCACCCAGUGGCCUCGCCUCGCUGGAGCAACACAUCCUGCAACUGGCUCUGAACCUGUGGCUCGCACCAACCAAGCCCGAGAACUGGUACAGCGAACAGCUCCAGAAAGAUCUGUUUUCAGCUAGAGUGAUGGGAGAUCCCUUUCUCGUGGAGGAGACAGGCCUGCUUGCACUCACAUCCGCAGCAGACGAAGGACAGAAACAGGGCCAACAGCCUCACAUGCUGCUCCUGGAGACAUUUUCCAAACUUCUGGAACUCCUGACUCUCCGCCACCGUCUGAUCGCAAUGAGUCUUGAGAGUGCACACCUAGCUCGGCACUAUAAGGAAUUGGCUGAGGAGAUGGGGUUUGAAGAGUUCCAUUUAUAUCUGAGGCCCGUUCACUUUGAAUGUGCAUCACCCAGGGACAAGGUGGACCGGCCACCUCUUGCCUUUAUAACAUCUCUGCUGGAGCACAGUGGUCGGCUAGACAGAUAUUCUCCCACUACACUUGCCUUAGCCAUCUCUGAGGUGGAUGAUAACCAAGUUGGCAAAUUUAGUUUUUAUACGAAAGAAGCCAUCCUUAAGCUCUUGUCCCAGUCUGGAGUGGAAAAUAUGCAAGUGACCCUCGCAUGUCAAGCCGCUCAGAAAAAUGCUUUGAUGGUGGCAGUUCAACAAGCAUCCCUCUAUCACAGGACAGUGGGCUGUCCUGCUGAGGUCAAGGAAGUAAGUGCAGAACUGGAAAAUCAUGGCAAAAUAAGUCCAACCAGAAGAAGAAAUUCCAGAAUCGUGAAUGACACAGAAAACUUUGUGUUAUCCCCAACUCCAAAAGUCCCAGACAACCUUAUGCAAAAAUUUCAGAGGACCAAAAGGGCUCCAGAGGCUUUUGUGUCUAUUCAACUAGAAAAGGUGGGGCUGCGGGACAUGAUGCUGACCGCCUUUCACCUCAGGAAACAGACCAUGGCCGGCAGAAUGAACAGCCCUGAUGAAAUUGGAAAACUCAAGAGGGAUGUUAUAAUUGAAUAUUGUCAAAAGUUGAGCCGCCACAUGUCUCACUAUGCUCUUCGGAGUCAGAUCAUGGCACACUGUAAUAGCCUGCGAGUCCUCCUGGAGGAUUUUCCUACUAUCAGGGAUACCUUUUUCAUGGUGGGGCAACCACAAGAAAAGAAGGGAUCAAGUGACUCCAAGGAGGGCCUCAAGGCUGACCCCAGGAGUUCUCAGCUCCGGCCUCCAUGUUUGCUGUCAGCGGAUGGAAAAGUCCUCCUCAAUUUAUGGUACAUCCCCCAUCCUUCCGAAGUGCUGGUUAUGUUCAAAACUCUGCCAGAAAAGGAAGCUUUUAGAGCCUUAACACUAACACUACAGCUGAUGGCUUCCUUCCAUGACAUUGUGGCCUACCUUUUCAGUUUUGUUCAACUCGGCAAUUGUCCAGCAGGCUUUGAAUUUCCUGUAAGCCCUGAUCCUUUGAGGGGAGACUGGGGAGGAACAGAGGACAUUGGGUCUGAGCUUCAAGAGCUGCAGAAAAUGCUUGACAGCCUCAAGAGCCCCCAGGACCCGACCCAGGUGGCCCAGGCCCUCCUCCUCCGCAGGGAUGUUAUGUUUCUGCAAUUCGAUGCUGCAGUGAGGCAUCUCAUCCGAAGAACAUUUUUGGCAGCUGGAAAUAUUCCCGCCUACCAGUCUGUCACUGAUGGCAUGUGCCAUGGGCUGCCACCUCUGAGCAACUCUCUCAGGAAGAGCAUUUUUGCUUCACAGCUCGGCCUGCCCCAGCUGCUGGAUCCACGGAGCCUCCAGGCAUCUGUGCUAUUCCCCUGGAGAGCAUUUCUGGAAGAUGGAGGACCAUUUCCUGUUAUAAGUAGUAGCCCAGAUACCCUAGAGUAUAAUAUGCAGCUGUGCCUUUGUGGGCUGAGUGACCGUGACCGCAAGGUGGCUCAUGGAGAGCUGGUGGGUGUGCAACUGCUAAUGGAAGAUGUGCUAAGCAGCUGUCAUAUGACCAUGGAGGAUCCCCUUGGAUGGCAAGCCAUACUGGACAAAAAUACACAGCCAGAGUGGUCCAAAGUGCCAGGAGUCAAAAGUCAAUUUCAAAGCAGCCCAAAGAUUUCCAAGCUGCUGGAGGGCCAGUGCGAUGUGGUGACGUCAUUUGCUCUGCUGAGAUCAUUUCUGAUGCUGUGGAAGCAGCUGGAAGUACUGAAGGAUCACUGGGGCCGGCUCAAGCUGGGAGACCAGGACAUCAGCUCCGUCUCCUUCCACAAACAGUACUCGGAGCUUUAUGAGUAUGACCAAACAAGCAUCCAUCCACUACCCCAGACCUUCCUGAGCUUCAGAAGAUUUCACUUUGGCACGGAGGAAAUCAUCUAUCUGGUGAUGUUAUUACAAGCUGACAUUCUCUACCCCAGCAUGAAAGCUAUAGCUAGGCAGAUGGGGAAAGAAGAUGAAUUUGAAAGACUUAUAAUAAAUAGCCAGUCUAUUCUUCCCCCCAAAGGAGCUUCAGAAAUUGAAAUAAAAACUCAGCAGCUUCAGAAACUUCUGGAAAAUAUUGAAAUUCAUAUGAUCCAGGCGGUCUUAAGAAAAGUUAAUAAAGAGAUGACACUGGUUUUAUCAGAAAAGUCCAAGGAAGAGUCUACUCUCCCAACAGACCUUUGGAAACAUCAAGUCAUGAAAGAAAAUUUUUCAGUUGCCAGACCACAAAUAGUUGAGAAAUUUAUACAGAAAUUAAUGGAGAAUUACCAGGAUAGUGGACCAGAGAUCACCUUCAGGAAAGACCACCUUGAGGCCUGCCUCCUUUCCCUGGGUUGUGAUGUGAUGGCAAGAGAACGCAGCAACUUUGAGACCUACUCCAUGUGUUAUGAGCAUGUGUUGCAGCACACUAGGCAGAAGCUCUGCCAGAAGGAGCAGGAACUAGAUGUGCUACAAAGACGUCAAGUGCCACCUGAAGACCAUGCUGGUCAGGUUGCAGAGCUCAGUCAUGAUAUGAUCAUGGAAAUCACUGCUCUGAGAGCCCAACUCACAGAUUUGGAAGAGGAGAACAUAAAUCUCAAAAAGCAAAUUAGAGAAGAAGUCCAAGAAGAAUAUGAAGCAUUGGUCCAAGCUUUGUUUAUGACCUGUUUACACAGAAAAGAGAAGCUGGAUGAGAAUUGGCUUAAUUUGACCCAGAAAGUGUGUGAGCUCAUCAGUGAAGUGAGAACAGAAGGCAUCACCAAUAUGAAGGAGCUAAGGAAGAAAUGGGGCUCUGCCAGGCCUGAUGAAGGAAUAAAAGAAAACGCAGCCAAGGAGCAGCUUUUGGCCUUGGAGCAUGACAACCGCAGCCUGGCGGCCCUGGUGUGCAAAGUGAGGAGCCUAGGCCUCUGGAGGCAGGCUGUGCAGCAGACACACUUCCGGGGCCAGCUGAGCAGGGCAGAGAAGGAAUCUAUUCGAAGUAAAAAAGAAUGUUUGCGCAUCAAGCUGAUGGCAGAGCGGGAAGCAGGUUUAUUUCGCCAACAGUUGCUGGCUCUCAGGCAGGCCCUGGCCAGCGCUCAGGCUGACAAUGCCAGGAUGCGGAAGCGGCAGGAUGACCAGGCCCAGCUGUUGAAGGAGCUAGAACACAGAGUGACCCAGGAAGCUCUCACCCGGCAGCAGCUAGAUGUCAUAAAAACAUCCAGCAUGGAGAAGCUCUUGGAAGAAGUGGGCCACAAAGAACAGCAAUUGCAGCUCCUCACCAAAGAGGCUGAGAGGGCUUCGAAACUGGGCCAGCUGCAGCGGAGAAAGAUGGAGCGAGACCUCCGACAGACGAGAAGCCGACUCGCCCAGGAGCGCAGCGUGAAGCUGGAUGCUUUCCAGCGCAUAGAAGAGUUACAGAGUCAGCUUCCUGACACUGAGCAGCUGUCCAUCCAGAGGAGCUCCCCAGGCGGCCUUAUAUCCCAGGCUCACUGCUCCCUAAGUUCUGCUUCUACAUUAUCCAGAUACUCCCACCAACAUGUUUUAAAGACUAAUCUUAUGGGCAAUAAAUUAACAAGAAGAAUUCAAAGACCCAAGACUGUACCCAUUAAACCCAAAAAGAGGACUGAUGAGGUUUUCCUACCCAAUGUGGCAGGAGAUGUCCAACUUACAGCUUUUCAAGUCCAAACAGCUCCAUCCAGAAUCCCAUUUGGAUCUGAUUGGUAAUCACAUCUUUUCCCAAAUUUUAUUUCUAUGAGCAUUUGAAUAAAUAAAAAUGAUUCUUACCCCCAUUAA
Molecule: messenger RNA, 7652 nt
Organism: Ictidomys tridecemlineatus (thirteen-lined ground squirrel)
Lineage: Eukaryota; Metazoa; Chordata; Mammalia; Rodentia; Sciuridae
Source: RefSeq, a predicted model, not a curated record